This is a messenger RNA of Amyelois transitella, 6414 nucleotides long. It is a transcript of the gene fne, whose product is annotated as ELAV-like protein 1. NCBI's taxonomy places the organism in Eukaryota, Metazoa, Arthropoda, Insecta, Lepidoptera, Pyralidae. Gene Ontology annotation, cellular component: ribonucleoprotein complex. The record is from RefSeq and is a predicted model, not a curated record. Gene Ontology annotation, molecular function: RNA binding. The transcript has a single exon. The coding region runs from base 474 to 1604 and encodes 376 amino acids.
UCGUGAAUAACCUGCCGUUGCCGAGGUCUCGCUUCUUUAACUCUGUGCUGACGUGAGCGUGAGCGCGGACUUUUUUCGUAAGUGCCUAGUCAUAGACAAUAUACGAAAAAUGCCACGCAAACAUAUUUUUUUAUAAAAAUAAUGUAAAUUGACAGAAAUCAAAAAUUACCACAUGUGCGAAUAAAAUUGCAAAGAAAAUUUCCUUCAGAUCUGAAUUUUUUAUAAUUUGAUGGUGUCAGUGAAAUCUAUUCUUAGAUUUAAUUCAUCAGAAGGACAUCCUGGUAACAUUCCAAAAACAAACUUGUUCGUGUGAUGAUGAACUUGUGAACCGGCGUUGCUUGGCGUUUUCGUGAGAGAGUUUUUGUGUUCAUUCUUUGUUCGAUUUAAAUGUCGCAAAUGAAAUAAUCAACUUCCAAAAGUGUGAGUUUUAUAGUAUUUUGUUUUCCGUAGUGUAGUUUUUACAAUAAAGAACAAUGAUAAAUAACGAAAUGGAGAAUGGCGGUGGGGACGCCAAUUCUAAUGUGUCACCGACCAAACUCAUGGUCAAUUACAUACCAGAACUGAUGACGCGGGAUAUGAUGUACGCUUUAUUCUCUGCAAUGGGCAAGAUCGAGAGUUGUAAACUGAUUGCUAACAGAGGUUACGGCUUUGUAGAGUACGAAAAUCACGAGGAUGCCGAGAAGGCCCGGACAGCGUUCAACGGCCUUUUGAUGCAAGGAAAAACUUUAAAAGUAUCCUUCGCUCUGCUCAACCCCGAAAACAAAGUCAGCCACAAACCAGAUACAGAAUCCAAUUUAUACAUUAGCAAUUUACCUCCUGAUAUGACAUUAGAACGCCUUAACGCUUUGUUUAGUCAGUUUGGAAAUAUAACUAACAGUCGUGUAUCUCAAGGAAUCGGGUUCGUAUGUUUCGAGAGCCGACAGCAGGCAGAGGAAGCAAUAAAACAUUUGAAUGGACAGACACCAAUUCCAGGUGCCGGUCCAAUAGUUGUUAAAUUCGCCAAUAAGCCGAAUUCUAACAAAAAUCCUCCUCGACCGGUGCCAAGGAUGGGCGUCGCGACACCCAUAGCUUACAAUGGCACUACAGCAGUUUUCAAUGGAACAACACCGGCAGCCUUCAAUGGCACGAAUCUAAGCGCGGCUUUCGGCGCGCGCCCUGCUGCUUUCGCGCCAGGUUUCCCGCAGGCCUCGCCGCCACCUCUACUGCCUUCACCAGGCAAGGCGUUACCAUUCAUCAACAAGGGUCAGCAACGCUUUAAUCCAAUGGCAGCAACUAACCACACUCCACUACCACUGCUGGGUGCCCCUGCGAGUCCUGUACCUUUGUUAGGUGCUCCACCAGCCCCACAUCAAACAACCGUGUAUGUAUAUAAUAUUGGUGAGGACACUGAAGAGCUUGCCUUAUGGCAGCUUUUUGGCCCAUAUGGUGCAAUUGAUUCAAUUAAAGUGAUCAAAGAUCCUGAAACAAAGAAAAACAAAGGGUUUGCAUUUGUUAAUAUGCGUGAAUAUGACGAAGCGGCGAUGGCUAUUCAGGCGCUCAAUGGAUACACGCUCAAUGGGCAGGUUCUAUCUGUUAGUUUUAAGACACAGAAAAGAAAUAAUUAGGAUGUGAAUGGACGUUAUAAACGUCUUUUUGUUUGUGAUCAUAAACAGGCCGAAAGCUUAAAGAAAAUUUCAUUCCAAUCUCAAAAUAUUUUUGUAGUCGAGAAGGAAGAUCCUCUAUUAUGCAUUUCAUAUUAGACGCAUAAGUAUUUUUGUAAGAUUUAAUAUAGUUUUAUAUUUGCAAUGAACAUGACUAUCUGUGAGUUUAGUUGGCUUGUCAGUAUCAUAUAUGUGUACCCACUUUUUAUCGUAUAAUAUGGUAUUAUAUUAUUGGACUAUGUAUGGACCUGUCGCAGUAUGUAUAUCUGAUUCGUUCAGGUGCUCGGGCACGCCCCGCCUCAGCUAGUCGCGUGCCCCUGCACCUGUUUUAGCCCUCCAGGUAUUUUAUUUUGUGUAAAACAAAACAUUGUAUGGUUUUAAUCUUUAAUAAAAUUCAUGUUUAAAUAGAUUUUAUUGUAUAUUUCUCUAUUUUUUCUAUAUACAACUUAUUCCAACCACCCCGUCAUCUCCUUAUUUACUUACAUAAUGUACUUAUACAUAAUAAUAAUACAUAUAAUUAUUUGUGGCAGUAGUUUUAACAUGUACUUAAUAUAUAAUUGUGUGUAUAUUGUCUGUCCGCGGCAGGUCAGCUGUGUAAAACUGCUUAAUUAUUGCAUGUUGUGUAGUGAAAGAGCAAAAAUAAGUUUAUUUGUUUAUGUUAACCACAGGGUUUAUAGCUCACGUUAUUGUUUUUUCCGCCAUUAAUUUACUAUUAAAUAUUAUUUUUGGCUCAAUUGCAAGUCAUGCCUUCUAGUUUCAGAAUUAUCAUGGUUCCGACGUAAAAUUAUUUAUUCCAAUGCGUCAUAGACGCAUGUCUAUAGCUUUAAUAUUAGGUUUAAAAGGCUUCCGAGUCAGUCCACUAGUGGUAAUAUAGUGUAACUAUAGACAUGCAAAUGUUAGUAUAGCAUUGGUAGCCAGCAUACCUUUUGUAUAGGACAAGAUCUCGUUAAAAUAGUGCCACAAAUACAAUUGUCCAUAUUAUAAAACUUUCAUGAGUACAUAGGUAACUGUUGAGCUGACCAUGAUUUCAAAGACUACAAAAAAUUAAUUUCCUUAAAAUAUUUUCGUAUGUGCCUAUUCCUCCGUGCCUACUUCGAUUUACCAGGCUACAGUUCUGAAUGUUUUAUAUCACCAUAAUUCUGGAAGUGCAAUAAGAAAGUAAGUAUAGGUACUAUGUGUAAGAUCUUGUGCAUGUCGAAAAGAUGGAUGAAAAGUUGAUUGAAAGAGUGUCGGAGCCAGAUUUCGCCGACUUAUAUAUCGCCGCCGAUAAGGAAGGAGCUGUUAUGUUUGUCGAUCGUGUAGUCUUUAGGUUAGUUGAAUAAAAAGAGUUAUGAAUGGGUCCACCUACGCCUCUUUCCUGGGGUAGUUCCAGGAAAGAAGCGUGAUUUUACGUUCAUGUGUCUUGUCGUGUAUGAAAAGUGAUUAUCGUAAGAAUCAGAAACCAAAUAUCAGUUAAGGAUCAUGAUAAAAUUAAUUACUUCUGUGCCGUGAGCACCAUUAUUAUUUACAAAAAUUGAACUUAUUAACUGAAUAUAAUGGAUAGAAGCAGUGGUUAAGAAAUGAUAAGUUUAUUGACGUGUGUAUGUGAAGAAAGACUACAGGGCGACAAAUUGUCUGUCUGGAAGGGUGGCACAACAGAAUUAAGAAAUAAAUCAAGGGGAACAGCAACUUCAUGACAGUUUUAAAUGUUCUAAAUUUUGAUUCGAAAUUAAACAUUGUCCAAAAAAAAACUAUUUGAGAUUUGUGGCUCUUAUAAUCAUGUUGAUUCCUCCUCCUCCCGUCUCCUCUUGUCGCAGUUCGUAUUUAAACAAAAUUCAUUCAGUCUUUUGUAUAAAUAAUUGCCAUGCUUGAAAGGAAGAUUGAUGCUUAAAAAGAAUAAGAAACAGGUGUGAUGGUAUUUAUGUAUGUGGCCAGAGCAGUAGGACGCCGACGCCGUUUGGGAGGAGUUGCCCCAUUUUCAAGGGCAAAGUUUGGAAAGUUGUGAACGACCCUUUUUCGAUACGGUAAUUACACGUUCGUUUUGACCAGAUUAUUACGUAGGCUCUAUUACACACUAUUCAUAAAUAUAAUUCUACUAGUUUUGAACGGAUUUUUUGAGAGAACUAGCCCCCAAGUAAAAAAUAACACAAAUCAGCACAAGUUUUCUUAAAUAGUGACAAAAUUAUUUUAUUAGUAGUAGUUGUACCUAUGAAUAAUUUUAAAGACUUCUGUUUUAGAAGAAACGUAUAAAAAUUAGAUCAGAUAUCCGUGUCAUACUUAUGCUGGAUGUAUCAUUUACCCCCUUUCCCUUUGCAAAUUUUGAUAAUGAAAUAAAAUAAUGAUAUUGAGGACAUUUAGCAAGGCAAGAUACCUAAUUAUCGAAUUUUUUCGUUUUACCGCGGCUCCCACGAUAUGUUAAUAGCAAUGAAUAACUGGAAACUGGUUGUUUUUUUGUAGCCUUGGAUUUUUCUACCGAUUCUAGUUUUAGGUGUAUUAGUAUCUGCCAAUUCAUCUUCAUCAUACGUAAUUCUUAGUUUAUUAAUAAACCGUUAUUAGAAAGUUCACAUCUCUCUCAACGAUAAAUGUUCCCAGUUUAAACCCUCCGCUUCAAGCAAAUUUUAGAUAUUCAUGUGAUAUAGUUAAAGAUAAAAUUAGAAACGUAGGUAUUAAAAAAAGGACUUGCUUCUACCUAACGUAGCGUGCAUAAUGAUAUCGACUUCGGAUUACAACAGUUCCAAAGGUCAAGGUUAUCGCCCACUAAAUGGACAAAAUGAGACCGAAUUAAUUAUAGAUGAUGAUCAAAUAUGGUCUCGUAACGAUAAAAGUAACAAAGUUGAAAGAUACGCAUAUCUGCAAUUCUGCAUGUGUUGUGUCACAAUUUAGUACUAUCCUGCUUAAGAAAGGAAAUAUUGAUAAGGACAAAAUGACAAAUACCACUAAUUGGUAUGGGUAAUGGACACACUUGAAUAGCAGGAUUGAGGAUCAGUUAAUUUAAUAAAGAGUACAUUGCAACACUCCUCGAAAAUCUGAUACUACAAACAAGAACCCAAAAGAAUGAGGUCCCAUAACUUUAUUUUCACAGAAUCAUUAAAAUGCUCUAGUGCGUCUUUGUUUACAGGGUGUCUUUACCGGCCUUUUAAAUUGCAUAUUUUACUGUGCUAGUCUUAUCUUUAUCAACAAGGAUUUUCAUGCCGUGUGGUUCCCGACACCAAUAUAAAAUAGAAUAGGACCACUACAUCUCAUUCCCCAUGAUGUCGUAAGAGGCGACUAAGGGAUUGGCUUAUAAACUUGGGAUUCUUAUUCUGGUUGAUGGGUUAGUAACCUAUUUGAAUCUCAGUUCUAUCAUAAAACCAAACAGCUGAACGUGGCCUAUCAGUCUCUUUAAGACUGUUGGCUCUGUCUACCCUGCAAGGGAUAUAGACGUGACUAAAUGAAUGAAUGGAUGAAAAAUAUAGAGUCAUCUCGAUCUCUAGACUUACCUAUCGUCGCGGCCAAGCUUAGAUACGGCUGAUACGGUCAAUGUGCUGUCUUGUCACAUGACAGGUUUGGAUUCCUUGGACCUAGUGGUCAAAGACGCGUUAUGUUCGUAUAAUUUAUUCUAUUCCCCCUCUCCUAUUAUCCGCACAUUGUUAAAGUUAUGACUAAUUUCAUCAUAAUAUAAGUUCUAGUAAAAAAGAAGCAUUUAUUAUCUUCGUAAGUGCGUUUGGAUGUCAUAAUGAUAAAAAGCCUACUAACCUAAGUAGGCUUUUUCCUUUCAAUCUUUUCCGAGACUUUUAAAAAAGGGAAAAUACGUGAUAUAUGAAUUUUAUGCUGAAGAUGGUGCUUUACAUUUCAGAACUUUAUAAAAAAUUCACUCGUAUAAUAAGACUUAAAUCUUUACAAUGCUAUUGCUAUAAAUAUAAAAUUGCAUAAAUUAAGACAGCAAUAACCGUGUUGUGUAAAACGAAAAAUAUCGAUAAUUUCCGUUCCCGAAGAAAUUUAGGGAAAUCGUCUUGUAGUGCUCCCCUGGACCACAUACGAAACGUCCAUACCAAAUUUCAAAGUCCGUCAGGUCCCGAAGUUUAGCUGUGAAAGCGGACAUACCUAUUUUCACAUUAAUAAAAACGUAAGGAUACAGAUCAGAGUGACUGACAUGUAAGUUCCAUAUGUGGUCUAGUGGUGCAUUAAGAAAGUAUUUUCCAGAAAUGGCUUGGUGCUUUGACACUAAUAAUAGAAAUAGUGCAUAUACCUACCUAGGUAGGUGUACAUAUAAAAAAUGUUAAAUAAAAUUAUUUGGUUUCUACAAAAAUAGCUGAUUAUGAAAAAUAUUCAUUUGUUUGGUUUAUCUUCAGAUAAAUAAGAGUAUUGGCUACGUGCCAUCGAAGUAUGAAUGAUGUGAUUCUGUGACACCACAAUAAAUGAAGAUGAAAGCGUAGGAUCGUAUGCUUUAACUUAGAAUUUCAAAAAAUAACAUACAGGUAAAUAUUUUUAGUGUCGUUGUAAUUGUAACUAACCAGAAUCAGACCGUAAAAGUAAUUUUUUUCUUGUUUCGAUAUUUGUUGUUUUAGCGAAAGAAACUGCAAAAGUCAAUGCACUGCAAAUCAACAGAUUUUUCUAACAUCGUUUCUCUCAUUAUUCCUAGUUUCACGCGUUUCUUAUUGUUUGUACAUAUUAUUGUAUGGAAGAGAGCGGAUAUAUAUUUCUUACGGAAAGUGCGACGCGUUACCUAAUAUACUUUUAUUAAAACACAACCUUGACCAUGCCAUGAUGCUUGAUAAAAUUGCAGUCUCGUUAUUCGUUUUAAAUCCUACUUAAA